Ordospora colligata OC4 is the source of this 1590-nucleotide messenger RNA. RefSeq names its product phosphoacetylglucosamine mutase. The transcript has a single exon. Gene Ontology annotation, biological process: UDP-N-acetylglucosamine biosynthetic process; carbohydrate metabolic process. The record is from RefSeq and is a predicted model, not a curated record. Lineage: Eukaryota; Fungi; Microsporidia; Ordosporidae. The coding region runs from base 1 to 1590 and encodes 529 amino acids. Gene Ontology annotation, molecular function: phosphoacetylglucosamine mutase activity; magnesium ion binding.
AUGGACAAGAUCCUGUUGUCUGACGACAAUCUCAGAAAACCGUCUAAGCCAGCAUACUACGGAACAGCUGGAUACCGGUCGAAAGAUUCUGACCAGAACAACAUAAUGUGCAGGGCAUCGCUUAUAGCAUAUCUGCGAUCGACCACGCUUGCAGGAAAAGUGAUUGGAGUGAUGAUAACAGCAAGUCAUAAUCCUGUGGAACACAAUGGAAUCAAGAUAAUUGAUCACACAGGAAACAUGCUUGAUGAGAAGUGGGAGCAGCAUAGCGAUGUGUUGGUGAAUUGUGAAGACAAGGAUCUUCCAAGGGUGAUGAGAAAGAUUUUGAUGAGUUUCAGCAAUCAGACGGAGUUAGGGGAAGGUGUAAGAGGGCAUGUGGUGCUUGGAAGAGACACUCGAGAAAGUGGAGUAAGCAUCUGUAAGAAUAUUGCAUCGGUUUUAGGCAAGCUGAAUUGUACGGUUGAUGACUAUGGUGUUGUUACUACACCUGAACUUCACUUUUUGGUAAGAAGAAGUAAUUUGGAGGACAAAAUUGUUGAGAAAGAGGAAUACACAGCGAGCCUGGUGAACAACUUCAGGAAACUUGUAUCUAAUACGGGGCUUAACUUCAAGAUGGCGGUGGAUACUGCAAAUGGUGUUGCAGGAAUAGAGCUUGAUGAGCUAAAGAAGAGUCUUGGAGGAGAUUUGAGAUGCAGAGUGCUUAAUGAUGCGAAUGGGAUACUAAAUCUUGAUUGCGGAGCAGAUUUUGUGAAGACAAAGAAUAGGGCGCCGAAGCUUGAAGUGCUGGAGUCUGCAGGAUUCAGUGUAUCUACGGAUGAGAUCUGUGCUUCGUUUGAUGGAGAUGCAGACAGGUUAAUGUUUUUUACAGGACCGACAAGAACAAGGAUAUUUGAUGGAGAUUUCCAAGCGGUGUUUCUGGCGUUUUUUAUCAAGCAGCAUCUUGAUGCGAUUGAUUCGAAAAUGAGUAUGGGUGUGGUGCUAUCUCACUACUCGAAUGAUGCAGCGAUUGGCUUAUUGCGCUCCAAUUCAUUCGAUGUGGUGCUGGCACAGACAGGAGUAAAGAAUUUUGUUAAUGCAGCAAGAGCAUUUGAUGUAGGGGUGUACUUUGAACCUAAUGGGCAUGGAAGCGUGUAUUUUUCACAGGCGUUUUUUGAUGAGAUUGCAGAAGGAACCAGCAAGCACCAUGAGAUUUUAAAAGCGGUAUCUGGUUUGUUUGAUCCAUGUGUUGGAGAUGCAGUUGCAAACUUCUUGGUUUUCAAGGGAAUAAUGGCAUCUGCGAAUGACUUGAGUAAGUUUAAAGAGAAUCCGAGCAGACUGCACACAGUUGUAAUCAAGGAUAAGAACAGUAUCAAAGUUAAUUUGAACAAUCGAGUUCUUGAGCCUAAAGGAUUGCAGGAAAUGAUUGAUGCAGAGAUGGCGAAUUUCAAGGGCAGAUCGUUUGUAAGGCCCUCAGGCACCGAGAAUGUGGUAAGGAUAUAUGCAGAGUGCUCAGACAGUGAUAACACGGAUCUUUUAUGCUUGAAUGUGGCAACGCAUGUCUACACGAUGUGUGAAGGAGUGGGAAACCUUCCUGAGAUUGAUUACACAAAAUGA